Molecule: messenger RNA, 1376 nt
Organism: Monopterus albus (swamp eel)
Lineage: Eukaryota; Metazoa; Chordata; Actinopteri; Synbranchiformes; Synbranchidae
Gene: baiap2l2a
Product: BAR/IMD domain containing adaptor protein 2 like 2a
Exons: 15
Coding region: 19-1275 (418 amino acids)
Biological process (GO): positive regulation of actin filament polymerization; plasma membrane organization; actin filament bundle assembly
Cellular component (GO): nucleoplasm; cytosol
Molecular function (GO): protein binding
Source: RefSeq, a predicted model, not a curated record
ACUAUUCUGGAUAGAAACAUGUCAGCGAUGAAUAGCGAUCGGCUGCAUCGUUCCACCUUGGGGAUUUACUCGAGCUUGAUGGAUGAGCUUAACCCAAGCCUACAAAAACUGGUUUCACUGGGAAACAGCUAUGUCCAGGCUUUCAAGGCUCUAGCUGUAACCAGCGAGGCUUACUUCAGUGCACUUUCACAGAUUGGAGAGAAGGCUUUCUACACAAUGUCCUCAAGCUCCCUAGGAGACGUCCUGAUUCAGAUCUCUGAAAGCCAAAGAAGACUCACCUUGGAGCUGGAGGGAGUAUUCCGCUGGUUCGGUAUGGAGGUUCUUCAUGAAAUGGACAGUAGCAUCAGACUGGACAAAGACUACUUAUCAAGCAGUAGGAGACACUAUGAGCUGGAAGUCCACAACCAGGCGGCAUCUCUGCAGAGGCAGCUGAGGACAGGAGCCAGCCAGGACAGUAGCGAGUAUGUGCAGUUCCUCAUGGCGAGCCACGAACAGGCUCUAAAGGAGGAGGAGAGGAGAUACCGCUUCCUGGCUGAGAAACACUGUGGAUUCAUUCAGUCCAUCAUUCAUGUUAUGGAUAAGACAGGGGGUUCUUUGCAGCAGAGAGCCAAUACCUGGAAGGAGAAGGCGGACGCCACCAGGCAAUCAGAGGCCCGACGAGCCACCACUCUGGGCAACGCUGUAGGGAUGAAAGAAGAGAUUGGGAAGAGGAGAGCGGAGCUGCCCCUGGGCAACAUACCAUCAAGGGCGCCGUCUCCCCAGGGAAGCAGUUCUGGUUCUGCAGCACACUUGGCGGGAAAUGGCCCUGAAGGAAGAUCCACGAGGGCCCUGGUUUCCCACCAGCCUGCUGGCUCCAACCCCACCCUGCUGCCCUUCACCAGGGGAGAGAUUAUCACCGUGCUGAUCGGACAGCCCAGGAACGGCUGGCUGUACGGUCGUGCUGACACCAACUCACGCCAAGGAUGGUUUCCAGCCUCCUUUGUGGAACUGGUGGAUGAUCCUCCAAAGUCAGCGAGGUCCAGUAACUCCACCCUUCGAAGCAGCAGCAGCAUGAGCAGCCUGCUCAACCAACCAGAGAGCAGCAGCCACAACGCCUCCACCACCACCACCACCACUCAGCCCAUCGUGCCCAUCGCUAACUCAGAAAACAAGAGAUCACAGCCACAAGGAUCACGACCAGAGCUCUUCCCGAGGGGCACCAACCCAUUUGCGACAGUUAAGCUCAAGCCCACAUCCACCAAUGACAGAUCGGCGCCGAGACUACAUCGAAGAUGACACCGAACCCUGAAACAAAUACUUUCACUGCACUUAACGAUUCAUCCUGGACCUUGACACUAUACAAUGCUGAGUAUGUGGAUGUUGUUUUGACCAAAAAA